AUGAACAACAACAACGCGAAGAAAAAAGGAGGCGAUGGAGACACGACAAAAAGUACUCAAUCCUCCGAUACAGAAGAGAGCCUAUCGAUUGACGAGGAAGACGUCGAGUUUGUGACUAAAAACGCGCUGUUCACCAAACGAUUGCUGGCAAAUUCGAAAGAACUUGAAGAAGAGAAAAAAGGUAAGAAUGAGAAGAAUAAAAGUCACGGAGACGCGAAGAACGAUGAAGACGACGACGACGACGAUAACGUAGAGCGCAUGUUCUUCGAACAGGAAAAAGCGAAGAAAAAGGAAGCGUGGGAGAAGAAACAAAGAGAAAUGUUGAAGAAAAAGAAGAUGAGAGAAGAAAAUAAAGGUGAUGAAGACGACGACGACGACGACGACGAUGAAGAAGGCGACGUGCGUUUGCUCCUUCCAGUAAAACGGUUAGAUGGAACUCUCGUGAAGAAGCCCGUUUUAAAAGAAACCGAAGUGAGUGCGAAUGGUAAAAGAGGAAGAACGGACGAGUUUGAAGCGUUCCAGAAUAUCGACGACAAUAGUGGUAAGAGUAGCAAUAGCAACAGUAGAAAGAAAUCGCUCGAUGACGAGGAUUUAGGAUUAGAAAAAGCGAAGAAGGAGACGAAACAGAAACAGAAAGACGUUUCAGACGAGGACGCCUCUACAAAGAAGAAGAAGAAAGUAAAUUGGUGGGAAGAGGACGAUAAAAAGAAAGGAGCGAAAGAGAAGGGCGCACAAGGCGAGGAUUCAAAAGAUGAUAGCGAUGAUGACGAUGACGACGACGAAUCAAGUGACGACCAGAUGGAAAAUGAGAACGUGGAUUUUACGUUCUCGGCGAAAAAAUACUUGGCGGAUCCAUCCGGACGAAGAUUAGCUUGUCGUCAAUUCAUGGCUGAACUCUGUCAAAAAGCAAUCGAACAGCCAGAAACGAGAAUGAAAGAUGCCGCGAAGCUCAUUAAAACGUUGUGCGACGAUCCACAUUCGAAGGAAGUGGCGCAAGACGCGUGCGCUAGUAUGACGCUACUUUUGCUUGAUAUUCUUCCGGAUUACAGACUGCGCGAGAUAAACGCAGAUAAAAAUGAAUUAGAAGGCCUAUCUGAUAAGGUCAAGAAGCAAAGAAAAGAAGAAGACCUCUUGUGCAAGACGUACAAAUCUUUCCUUCGUUUAUUAACGAAGAAUGCGAAAAAAGGUGCCAAUUCGAUUGUUUCCGGUCCUUCGCCUUCGGUGAGUGGGAAGUGCUUGAUUCAAUUCUUGUCAAAAAAACCAAAUUCAAACUACAGAGGCGAGAUAUUGCGAGCAAUUAUCUCCUCCUCGUUUACGUCAAGCGACGUGACGAUUGCUGAAGAAGCCUCAAAGGCGUUUUCGGAAAUUUGUAGAGGAGAUGAAAACGGAGAUCACACGCUUGAAAUAUUGCAACUCAUGGCUGAACUCGUAAAGAAGAAUAUGAAAUCAAUAUGGCCGCAAUCCAUCGCCUGGUUCAAAAGCAUCAAUCUCAACGCAGCCGUGUCAGCUUUGAAACCGGAAGAAGAACGGUUUCAGAAAAUGACAAGAAAACAAGAGAGGAAAGAAAGAGCAGGUGAACGUGAAUUGAGUCGAAAGCAAAGAGCGAAAAUGGCGAAAGCGUUGCACGAGCAAAAUAGAAUGAAACCAUUCACUGGCGAUCCUAAUGCCAACAACGACGAGGAUGACUCCGAUUCGGACGAUAAAUCGUUCAAGAGAAGAUUAGAGAAAUCGAUUAAGAAAGAUUUAGACGAAGCCGAAGGUGGGAAGACAAAGUCCUGGAAGGAGAAGAUUAAAAUCCAGAGCAAGAUGAUUGAAGCAGUGUUCGAAGUGUACGUGCGGGUGUUGAAAAGAGCCACCGACGAUAUUGACGACAGCGUUGGUACUGCAAAUAACAGUGACUCAUCGGACGACUCAGAUCCAGAUUCGGAUUACGACGAGGCUGUUGUGGCGAACCAGCGUAGACACAUGCAUCAAAAUCGCAAGAGAGGCACGUUUGCGCUCCUCGCGCCGACCUUGGAAAAUCUUCCGAAUAUUUCUCGCUUAAUUGAUGUCGAUUAUAUGGCAGACUUAUCUUCGCUUUUUACGAAAGCGCUCUCGUCGAAACGGUUCACAAUUGCUGAUAAGUGUCGAGUUGUGCUAUGCUUGGUAGAUUCUUUCGCAGGAGGCGGUAUCGAGAGCGCGUUGGCGGAUGUGGAUUUAUCCUCCACGCGAAACAAAGUUUUUUCUGAAAUUUUGUGUUGCGACAAGUACAAAGCAACAAACGAUUGCAUGGAAUUCGUAAAGAGUCUGGGUUUGCCGCAACCUCCAGAUAAUGAUAAUGAGGAAUUUCAAACUAGAUUUGAUCACUCAUACGAUGAAUUCGAAGCAAAGGCAAAGGGUUCUUUACGAGUAGAUGCCGUCGCGGCGUUUCUCAACUCGCAAACGUUGGGAGAGAACAUCUCUGCGUCGACGCAGAGGGUCGCUUCGCAAGCGUUUGGGGCAAUGAAUACAUCUACGGCGAUGGCUUUUAUAAAGAAAAUAACAAACGUCUCGGUGGAGACGGUUGAAAGCGGUGAAGCGUUUGGACUCUUACUCACGAUGGCAGAAUGCCUGAGAAGAGCGCCAAAGACGAGAGACAUCUUGGAUUUUACAAAGGAAAGAAAGUUUGCUCCUACAGCUGCACGUGGUGGAUUGAGCGAUCGUAUCAAGUACAAGUCCAAGAAGAACAAGAAGUCGUCGUCUACAAUAAAUCGCUUCAAUAGUGAUUCGGUUAAUCCAGAGAAAGCGAAUGGAGGCGUGGCGACGGCUUGGGAGUUAUUUUUAUUGGUGGACCAUUUCAAUCCGGUGGUUGCGGGAGCUGCGACAGCGGUCUUGAACCAUGAAUUCGACGAUAUCUUUCAACUUGCACACAAAAUGUCGAAAAAAGACGUAGUUCCCACAUCCUUGAAGAGAAAAGCAACUGAAGAGGGAGGUAACGAGGAGGAAAACGACGGCAAAAGUAAGGGUAAAUUUUCUCUCUUUUCUAAAGCGCGAACUGCGGCGGGGUCGUGCGCGAGAGUGGCGAGCACUUUGAGUGGAGGAUUUCAUCCUGAAGUUCCGUUGAAUGUUAAAAAUGGUGGUGGUACCGCGGUAGUAUCGGCCAAGAAACGCAAGAGUUGCGCGGAAAGUCUUUCAAUGUUCGAAGAGAAACUGCACUCGUUCUAUGUCAAUUAG
This is a messenger RNA of Bathycoccus prasinos, 3192 nucleotides long. RefSeq lists its product with no specific name. Gene Ontology annotation, cellular component: nucleolus. Lineage: Eukaryota; Viridiplantae; Chlorophyta; Mamiellophyceae; Mamiellales; Bathycoccaceae. Gene Ontology annotation, biological process: DNA replication initiation. The transcript has a single exon. Gene Ontology annotation, molecular function: chromatin binding. Bases 1 to 3192 code for a protein of 1063 amino acids. The record is from RefSeq and is a predicted model, not a curated record.